AUAAACCGCAUUCUAACCUCCUCUCUCUAAAAAUACAGUAAUGGAUGUUCCAUUCGAAACAUUUAUUUCCGAAUACAUGCGGAGCACAGAGGAUCCUGACUCCAUUGCUAUUAAGCUUUCUAUCUUUAUCUGCUCUUCUGACAUUGAUCUCCGUGAAAAGUGUGCCGUCUUCCUAAGGAAGUUGCUUACUUCUGAUAAUGACUUCUUCACUUGGUGGAAUCUAAGUGAGUCAACUCAAUCCACCAUCAAAGCUAUUCUCCUUGAGCGUAUCUCUAUUGAAGAAUCUGAAUCCAUCCUCAAACACCUCGGCGACACUGUUUCAGAUCUAGCGGCCUCACUCCUCCCACGUAACAACUGGCCUGAACUAUUGCCAUUCUUGUACCAAUGUCUUGUUUCAUCUUCGUACAAGUUAAUAGAGUCAGCUUCCUCUAUUUUUGAGCAACUAGCUCACGACCUAGGCGAUACAGUAGUCCCUUGGGUAAAACAUGUGCACUCACGAUUACUUAAAACACUAAAUGAUGAUACCCUCGAUCUUGAUUAUAGGAUUGCGGGCAUGACUGCUGCGAUCGCCUUCAUUCAAUUUCAAUGCGUAUCAAAUUCAAAUCAAAAGGAGCGGUUUCAGGAGCUAUUGCCAGCUCUACUAAGGAGGUUGACUGAUACAUUGAGCAACAGUGAUGAGGAGGUCGCAGCACACGACGUGCUGAUACUUUUCAUGGAGUUUGCGAAGAAUGAGCCUAGGUUCUUGAGGAGGCAGCUAACGGAUGUGGUGUCUACCAUGUUCGAGGUAGCAGAGGAUGAGAGUUUGAAAGAGGCGACGAGGCACUUGGCAAUUGAAUUUUUGUUAACUCUGGUUGAGACGAGAAAGAGGGCCCCAGGUAUGAUGAAGAGGCAGCCCCAUUUUAUUAGCAGAUGUUUUGCAUUGUUAUUGAAGUUAUUACUAGAUGUUAAGGAUGACCCUGCUUGGCAUAGUGUCGAGAUCAUGAAAGAUGAUACAGGGGAAACAAGUAACUUCAGUUUUGGUAAAGAGUGUUUAGAUCGGUUUUCUCGUGCAUUAGGAGGUAAAUCUAUUGCUCAUAUUGCCAUAGAGCAGCUAUGCACUUACUUGGAUGCCUCAGAGUGGGAGAAGCGCCAUGCAGCUAUCUUUGCACUUCAUUUCAUUGCUAAAGGUUGCUCAAAGGUGAUGAUUAAGAAUCUGGAGCAAGUGGUUGAUAUGGUUCUUAAUUGUUUCGAAGAUCCUCAUCCUCGAGUCAGAUGGGCUGCUUGUAGGGCAAUUUCCUCAUUGUUGAUUGACUUCCGUCCAGUUACGCAAGAUCGAUAUCAUAACCAAAUAAUCCCUGCAUUAACUGCAGCUAUGGAUGAUGUUCAUCCACAAGUGCAGGCAUCCUCCACUAGAGCUCUCUGCUUCUUCUGUGUGUUCGGCAAGCCAGAAACUUCGAUAUCUUACCUAGAAGGAAUAGUUAGCAAACUGCUUGUAUUUCUACAGAAUGACAAACCAAUAGUCCAACAACAAGCAUUAACUGCAUUAGCUAGUGUAUCUCGUUCGGUUAAGGAGCACUUCGGAACCUACUAUGACACUGUUAUGUCACACUUGAAAACUGUCCUGAGGAACACAGAUCUGAAAUCUAAUCUCAUUCUUCGACUCGCAAUAGAGUGCAUAAGCUCUGUUGCGAUGGCUGUUGGCAAAGAGAAAUUUAGGGGCGACGAAAAGCAGGUUAUGGAAGUGCUUAUGUCAUUACAAGGAUUACAAGCGAAAGGGGACGGUCCUCUUAUUAUUGGCUUGCUAACAGCAUAUACUGGAAUUUGUCAUUGCCUUGGACAGGAUUUUCUUCCUUAUAUGAGUGCAGUCAUGCCCUUUUUUAUUCAAUGUGCUCAACUUGAACCUGCUAUGACCAUCUCUACGCAGUUGGACUAUGGAACUAAUGAAUUAGAUGACAAUAGUAUAGAGAAAGUUCUACGGGUGAAAGCUAAAAGUUGUGCUAUGCUAUGCUUUUGUGCUGGAAUAUUAAAGGAAGACUUCUAUCCAUGGAUUCCUCAGGUUGUUUCAAUUUUUGUUCCGCUUCUGAAAUUCUAUACCCGCAAUGGUGUCAGGAUAUAUGCUGUUAGUGUCAUGUCCCUCCUGUUGAGUUCUGCUAAGCUAGCUGUUGAGAAAGGGAUUGCUCAAGGUGGAAGUGAGUCAUAUUUCACAAAGUUGUCAGACUAUAUAGUACUGGCUUUGGUAGAGUCUUUGCAUAAGGAGCCUAUGACAGAAAUAUGUGGACUCAUGUUGUAUGAAUUGAAUAAUUGCCUGCAGAUAUGUGGACCACUUCUCACUGAAAGUCAGGUUCGUAGCAUCGUCAAUGAGAUAAAGCAUGUCAUUACAGAAAGUUCAAGCAGAAAAAAUGAACUGAGUGAGAGAGAGAAAACAGAAGACUUUGAUGCUGAGGAAGCUGAAUUAUUGAGUGCGGAAAGAAAACAAGAAGAAAGAGUUCUCAGCUAUGUUGGUGAAAUAUUGCGCACAUUGAUCAAAGCUUUCAAGACUUCUUUCUUGCCUUUCCUUGACGAGUUGUCGCCAUAUUUAUUACCUAUGUGGGCCAGGGAGAAUACAACUAAUGAGAGAUGUACAUCUAUUCUCAUCUUUGAUUCUCUUGUGAAGGAGUGCCCUGAAGCAGCUCUAAAGUACUAUGAUGUAUGUCUUCCUUUAGUUUUGGAAACAAGCAAUGACGAACACCCAAAUGUUAGACAGAAUGCUCUUUAUGGACUUGGCCUUUGGGCGGAAUAUGGUCAGUCUUUUUUCAAACCUUUUGUUGGAGAGGCUCUUUCAAGGAUCUAUGUUGUCCUUACGCAUUUAAAAGCUCGUGAACUUGAAAAUGAAAGUGCAUAUGAUAAUGCUGUUUCUGCACUUGGUAAGAUAUAUCAGUUUCAUGGUGAAAGUAUCGACUUAGCCCAGGUUAUUCCAUCUUGGUUGAAUUGCCUGCCUAUAAAAGCUGAUUUGGUUGAAGCCAAACUUGUUCAUGAACAGUUAUGUUCAAUGGUCGAAAGGUCAGACAAAGAACUUCUAGGUCCCAACUAUCAAUACCUUCCAAAAGUUGUUUCAGUUUUUGCAGAGGUUCUAUGUUCUGAAAAGCAUCUUGCAACAAAAGAAACUGCAGAUCGCAUGAUUAAUGUAUUAAGGCAUUUUCAGCAAACACUACCACCAUCCACCAUGGAAUCAACAUGGUCAUAUCUUUUGCCUCAACAGGAGAUGAAAUUGAAAUCCAUUCUAUCAGUUGAAGAAAGUGACCUUAAGGCCAUCGUCAACGGAUACCAUCAUGGCAAGAGAUCCCCUCAAAACCAUCAGCUUUCUACGAAUAUUAGUACGAUAAAAUCCACCAUCAUGAGGGACAUCCAAAAGUUUGAAUUCAUCCUUAAUCAAAUCGAAACAAAUAAUGAAUUCCAUAUUUGAAGUAGCAAGCCAAUAUACUAAAUCAUUUAGAGAAAUCUCAGGUCCGUAUGCAACCGUUUGGCAAAGAAGCAUGAAUGGUACCGUUUUCCACGAACCUGAACUGAGAGUAGUGUAAACCCAAGCCAAAUAUGCUCCUUCAUCUUUACUCCAAAUGGGCUCAAAAGGGACUUUCAAAAGUUUAUAGUCAUUGCUUUCUUGAACAUAACCAAGUCUCAUAUUAGUUAAUCUCGUACACUCAGAUGGUACAUUAAUGCACUUAUAUUUCUUAGUAGCAGGAUUACACAGGAUGACUUCUGUUAAACCAUAAUAAGAAAAUUCAAACUUCGCAAAGUGUUCAGUCUCAAUAGUAAAAGGUGAAGGCAAUUUUAAUAAACCGUCACUAUUUUUAAGAUGGAGCAAAGAAAGAUCUGGUAAUGCAAGAUUAUCACGAUUCUGAAGAAUUAAGUGUAGGAGCAGAACGAGAACUUUGAUGGUUGAGGUGAAGUUUAAUGAAAGUAGCUAGGGCUUUUGAGGAAACUGUACCAUGAUUUGGAUACAGACCUAAAGCGAGCAGUACAUUCACAGGAAGCCUUACGAGUAUCUGUACCAUUGUAUCUUUCGGCAAACUGGAGGCCAGUGAUUCUUCAUCGUAGUUGCUUUGAUCAACCAUGGAAGCUGCAUCCAAUAUGAAAGUGAAUCCUGAAAUAGGAGCAGUCAAACAAAGCUAGUAUAGGUUUAUUAAAUGGGAAUUUUGACCGAUCAAACUAGAUUAAAUUCCUGACACCAAGUAGUCAUUUUAAGCAUGCAUGUUGUUUAAAAUAUAUUCACCGUUUACGGUACAUUUAAAGAUUAGUCAAUUCGCUCAAAUUUCAGGACAUAACGUCCUAAAGUUUAAACCUCAGAGUUCAAACUUCAGGACAUCGUGUCCUAAAGUUCAAAAAUUACGCCUAGAGGUUGAAUCUUAUGUCCUGAAUUUUAUAUUAGGAGUUCAGAAAUUUAGAAUAUAUAGUC
Molecule: messenger RNA, 4411 nt
Organism: Nicotiana tabacum (common tobacco)
Lineage: Eukaryota; Viridiplantae; Streptophyta; Magnoliopsida; Solanales; Solanaceae
Biological process (GO): protein import into nucleus
Molecular function (GO): protein binding
Source: RefSeq, a predicted model, not a curated record